This is a messenger RNA of Colletotrichum phormii, 1335 nucleotides long. RefSeq lists its product as uncharacterized. Bases 1 to 1335 code for a protein of 444 amino acids. The record is from RefSeq and is a predicted model, not a curated record. The transcript is spliced from 3 exons. Gene Ontology annotation, biological process: regulation of translation. Gene Ontology annotation, molecular function: mRNA binding. Lineage: Eukaryota; Fungi; Ascomycota; Sordariomycetes; Glomerellales; Glomerellaceae.
AUGUUUAUUGGUGGCCUCAACUGGGAGACGACUGAUCAAUCUCUGAGGGAGUACUUCUCUCAAUUCGGAGAGGUUGUUGAGUGCACCGUCAUGAGAGACAGCAGCACCGGACGAUCAAGAGGCUUUGGCUUCCUGACGUUCAAGGACGCCAAGACAGUGAACAUUGUUAUGGUCAAGGAACACUUUUUGGAUGGCAAGAUCAUUGACCCCAAGCGAGCGAUUCCUCGCGACGAGCAGGAAAAGACCAGCAAGAUCUUCGUCGGUGGUGUCAGUCAAGAUACGACCGAUCAAGAGUUCAAGGACUAUUUUGCCCAGUUCGGCCGUGUGGUCGACGCAACCCUGAUGAUGGACAAGGACACCGGUCGCCCUCGCGGUUUCGGUUUCGUCACAUUUGAAAGCGAGGCCGGCGUCGAUGCAUGCCUCAGCACUAGUCUGGAGAUUCACGGCAAGCCGAUUGAGGUCAAGAAGGCUCAGCCGCGUGGCAAUCUUCGCGAAGAAGAAGAAGCCGCGCGACGCGGAGGGAAAUUCAGGAAGGGUGAAGACGGUGCCCAGGGUGGACAAGGCGGAAUGGGAGGCGGCCAGAUGGGUGCCGCAGGUGGCAUGACGCCGCAAGUCAUGGCACAGUACUUCCAACGCAUGCAACAGUAUUUCGCCAUGAUGCAGCAACAGAUGGCUAUGAGCCGAGGCAUGGGCCCCAUGAACCCGGCCAUGAUGCAGCAGAUGAUGCAAAUGCAGCAGAUGCAGCAGAUGCAGAACCAGAUGAUGGGUCGUGGUGGAGGCGGCAACGGACAGCAAGGCAUGAUGCAGCAGAUGACGCCUCAAAUGAUGCAACAGAUGCAGCAGAUGCAACAACAGAUGCAACAACAGAUGCAGCAGCAGAUGGGCCAGCAGGGCGGCCCCCCUUCUGGACCUAGCGGCAGCUUCAGUCCCCAGCAGCAGAUGUUCGACCCGUCUCAGGGAGGCCAGCAGCUGCCACAGCAACCCGGCGGCGGACAAGGACCGCGCCGGGUAGGCAGCAGCGGCGGUGGAGGUGCUCCCCGCGACCAGUACAACCAGGCUGGUGCAUACGCCAUGGGCGGCGGUGGCGGUGCUCCGACAUCUUGGGAGGGCAUGUACGACGACGUUCCCCAACCGAACCAGGGCGGCCGGGGAGGUUUCAGAGGCGGUCACCGCGGUGGCUCUCACAGCGGUGGCUCCCACCAGGGAUCACCCGAUCCAGCGCAUGCCCCGCCUGCCAACGCUCCUACUGGACCCAAGAACGCGGGCAGACCCGGCGCUAACUACCGCGGCGGCGGACGGAGCAGCAACCGGGGAUUCCACCCUUACCAGCGUUAG